AGUGAUUCCCAUGACGCAAUCGUGGGGGGAGAAAGAGAUACGUCGACAAAAAUAUAGGAUACCUUUGUUUUCGCCAGCGUGAAACGACGUCGGCGGCUCAAAUUUCAUCACGUAGAAGCCUUGUGACAACACAGGCUAGCUUCCUGCAGAGAUUCCCACACGUUAAGGGGAUUCUGGACCCUAGAUUGACGUAUUUUCGCUGUCUUUUUGUUCUGGAUUGGUAGAAGACUGCACAUUUCGCCGUAAAUUUUCGUCUGCAACAAAAACAUCAGCGGAAAGGAAAUCACCAUGAAUAGACCAGUCACGGUGUUAAAAAGCGUCGGACCAAAGCUGGUCCCGUUCUUCAAGACCACGUGCAUCUACUACAUCCUGUGGCUGGACGCGGACAAGCCGACGCUGUUCUCGGCGCUGAUCAAGUGUCUCCCGGUGCUGUCCCUCUGCGUGUUCGUCCUGCUGCACGGGAUGAGUCUCACGGACAUGCACACCUACGCGCGCAGGAUCCUGGGAGGGCUCGUCUUCUCCGCGCUCGGGGACGCCUUCCUCAUCUGGCAACACAUCGACGGGAUCUACUUCAUUUAUGGCAUGGUGAUGUUCGCCAUCGCGCACGUUCUGUACAUCGUGUCGUUCGGGUUCUCUCCGCUACGGCUGCCCGUGGGGGCGGCGCUGUUCGGCGUGGCGGUGGGGAUGUACGCGGUGCUGUACCCUGGUCUGCACGGCGUGUACUCGGUACUGGUGGGGGUGUACGUACUGCUGCUGUGGCUCAUGCUCUGGAGAGGGAUGGCAAGGUUACAGGUGUUCAGUACGGACCUGUGGACGUGGACCAAGCUGUGUGCAUGCGUGGGCGCUCUUCUCUUCAUCAUCUCCGACACCCUUCUGGGAGUCAACAAAUUCCGCAUCCCCAUCCCGUACAACCGCGCGCUCAUCAUGACCACCUACUACGCCGCGCAGCUGGGCAUCGCCCUGUCGGUCGCCGACCUCAAGGACCCCGCUACUACUGAUGACAUCACCACAUGUGGUGCACCUGACAUGGGCGCAUCACCAAAUGACGUGCACUGUUCCAAGGACAUGUUAGAGUUGAAGGGCAUGUCUGCCCAUAGUUUCAGUAACGGGAUCUGCUGUUCUAAAAAGAUGCACUAAAUUCUCCUAACACAAGUGCUGAACAAGCAUGUGAUUCACUUGCAACAGGUGGCCUCAAACCCAAAGUCUAAGAAAGGCUAACAGCAGUGAAACUUUGUUUUUGUUUGAACCGUUGUUUAUUCAUGAAAGCUCAAAUCGGCCUGCAGGCCGCUUAUCAUUGAGGUCAUGAGGGAAGAGGCAAGGGUCAGACAACGUAUAAAACAGAGAUGCAGUCGAUUGUUGCAAAUGUUGUUUAAGCAAAGAAAAGAAGAGACAGUAUUGUGUAAAGCCA
Molecule: messenger RNA, 1408 nt
Organism: Branchiostoma floridae (Florida lancelet)
Lineage: Eukaryota; Metazoa; Chordata; Leptocardii; Amphioxiformes; Branchiostomatidae
Product: lysoplasmalogenase-like protein TMEM86A
Exons: 5
Coding region: 289-1137 (282 amino acids)
Cellular component (GO): membrane
Source: RefSeq, a predicted model, not a curated record